Molecule: messenger RNA, 1836 nt
Organism: Teleopsis dalmanni
Lineage: Eukaryota; Metazoa; Arthropoda; Insecta; Diptera; Diopsidae
Product: trichohyalin-like
Exons: 2
Coding region: 1-1668 (555 amino acids)
Source: RefSeq, a predicted model, not a curated record
AUGAACUUUAAUAAAAUAAAUCGCCGGGUUAAGGCUGAGGGUAGUAACGAGGAGAUCGUUAUACCCAGCAUACGUGCCCGUCGUCCUGGUAAUACAAGAGGACGUGGACGUAGACCCCGACCACAUUCCACUAAUUCACCCAGUCAAAACGACGUUAACCACCAGCAAACAACUCUUCAUCCAAAUGAUAUAAACUAUCAACCUGUAGCAGUUAGAAUGACGACAACUACACCAGUAACACCGCUUAAUGUCUACAAUGAAAUUUUACCGCCGGUACUCGUAACCGUGUCACCACAAACUCAGCGUAGGCAACAACAUCAACGCACUCAUUACGAUCGUAAAUUACAAAGACAACGUGAGAAAGAAAAACGUCGCAUGCAGAAAAAACGUGAGCGGCAGGAAAAGAUGAGACGUGAAAAACAACAACGUCUUAAAGAACAACGUCGUUUAAGAGAGGAACAUCGCCAACAACACAACAACGAGCAAAUGAAUCAUCAAUCUGACGUACCUGGUCAAUUAAGGCAGCAUGAAGAAGAACUUGAGAGAAGACGUUUGCAACAACAGGAAAAUGAAGAAAGAGCACAAUUGUUAAAGAAAGAACAGGAACAACGCGAACAUUUACGACAACAAGAAGAAAAGGCACAAGAGCAGGAACAACGCAAGCGUUUGCAAGAACAGGAACAUGAAGAAAGAGCACGUCUACAAAAGCAAGAAAAGGAGCAACGUGAGCGUUCGCAACAACAAGAACAGGAAGAAAGAGCGCGUAUAGAGGAACACCAAAGAGAACUUGAAGCACUUAAACAAUUAUAUGCUGAAGAAGAGAAGCAACGAGUUCAGGACGAAGAGGAUCAACGUUUGGCCAAUGAGCAAAAACAAAAAGAACGUGAAAGAAUUGCUAAAGAAUUACAAGAACGCGAAGAAACAAAACGUAAAAUCGAAGAACAACGUGCAGCAGAAGCACGCAAACAUGAAGAAGAGCGCUUAGAAGAGGAAAAACGUUUAAAAGAAGAAUAUGAAAAACGUAUACAAGAUGCACAAAAUGAAUUAGAGCGACGUCAACAUGAGGAAGAAGAAAGAAAACGUUUACAGGAUGAAGAAAAUAGACGUCGUACAGAAUUGGAAGAAAAAGCUAGACAAGAACAAAUUAAACGUGAACUAGAAGAGGAAGAAAAACGUACAGAACUGCAACGUUUAGAAGAAACGAAACGUUUUGAACAACAAGAAUUACAACGUUUAUAUGAAGAAAAUCGCAAACGUGAAGAAGCACAACGAAAACGGCAAGAGGAAAUUGCACGCCGAGAAGCUGAACAAAAACAAAUCGAAGCCGAGGAGGAACGCUUACGACAAGAAUUGGAAGAAGCUGAAAAAGCGCGUAAACGACAACACGAAGAUGAAAUACGACGUGAAAAUGAAGCUGCCAAAGCAGAAGAAGAGUCAAAGAAACGUCAGGAAGAAGAACAAAAUCGACAACGUCUAGAACGUUUGAAUGAAUUGAAACGGGAAGAAGAUGAGUGUGUGCGUAAAGCCGAAGAAGAAAAGAAACGUAAAUAUGCUGAACGAAUCGCACGACUCUCACCAGAAAUGCAAAAGGCAUUCUUCGAACAACGUAAACGACGAAAGCAACAAAAACAAUUACAAGCACUAAGUAAUAAUGAAGCUAAUAAUUAAGAACAAAAUUACAUAUUCUAGAAUAUGAAAAAUCGAAACAAGAGAAGAGAGCAAAGAACAAAGUAAAGUAAAGAAAAAAGUAAGAAAGAACUCAUUUAUUAAGUUGAUUUAAACAAAAACUGAAGUAAAGAAUUUUAAAUUAGCAUUGAAAUAGCAGUAAAUAUAUAG